AUGUCUUUGGCGCGAAACUUUCAGCUUGCUUUCUUUCUUUCUCGCUUCACUACUGUGCACCAUUCUCCUGCCUUUGCCGACACCCUCGUGCCUGGCAAUUCGGCUUCGAUAUGGUGUAAAGAAUGCGAAUAUCGUACAAGGCCCCUUCGAGUGCCGGUAUUCGAGUUUUUCAACCUCCUUGAUACACCAGCCGCUGUACGUGAAAACACCACACGCAGGUUGAAAGAAAACAACCCCCCCCUUAGAAUGGCUUCAGAUCCGCGUCGAGGGAGAGUAGCCGAGGUUACUCCCGAUGCAUCAUCUACCCCUGAAACAGUCCCAGCUACAGAGGUGGCAUCCACAGAAAUCCUACAACAGGAUGGCUCGGUGACACCGACGCCGGAAGGGCCAUCAUACAAGCUCAAAUUCUGCACAGUAUGUGCCUCUAACCAAAACCGGUCGAUGGAAGCACACUACCAGCUCUCCUCUGUUCCUUACCCAGUCAUCUCCUUUGGUACUGGCUCUUUGGUCCGACUUCCCGGUCCCUCUAUCACACAACCAAAUGUGUUUAAUUUCAACUCAACGUCGUAUUCUCAGAUGUAUGACGAGUUGAUCUCCAAAGACCAGCGACUUUAUCGCAAUAAUGGAAUUUUAAACAUGCUGGAGCGGAACAAAAAUCUCAAAUGGGGUCCGGAGAGAUUCCAAGAUUGGGUGCCCGGCCAACCUCGUAUGGACCACAUCUCAAAGGGCGAAAAAGGUAGUUUGGGGACCGAGGCCGGAGUCGUAGACGUUAUCAUUACUUGUGAAGAACGUUGUUGGGACGCGGUUGUCGACGAUCUCAUGAACAAAGGAUCACCGCUCAACCGACCAGUCCAUGUCUUCAACGUGGAUAUCCGAGAUAAUCAUGAAGAGGCCCUUUUGGGAGGCAAGGCUAUCCGGGACCUAGCUGCAAAGCUGAAUGAGGCCGCCACUGAGGAACGCCGUUUGGGCGGUGUUGAUGGAUGGGAUCAAGGUACGGGUGCAGCUCGACAAAGCUUUGACGAGAAGGUACCAGAAAUUCUGGCUUCGUGGCAGGAGAGGUAUCCCAAUCUACCGGCUCUGUGGACCUUGUCAUGGUUUUAUUGUACAGAUAUAUAUCAGGUUUUUAUUCUUUUUAUAUUGAACAUGGUCUCGCAAAAUGAAACCGCCUUCGUCCCCGCCUUGAUUGUUGUUGACAUGCAAGAAGAUUUUUGCCCGCCAAAUGGAUCGCUGGCCGUUCAAGACGGACGAAAAAUCGCGCCUGUGAUCAACUAUCUUCUAAACCUGCCCGCGUUCGUGCUCCGCAUCGGCACACAGGACUGGCAUCCGGCCGACCAUAUAUCCUUUGCCAGCAACCAUGCGCCACCCAACAACAAGCCGUUUGAGUCAUAUAUUGAGAUGAACAACCCGGCCCCGGGCCGAGAACACGAGAAAAAAUCGCAACGACUGUGGCCGGUGCACUGCGUUGGGGCGACGGACGGGGCUCGAAUCAUCCCGGAGAUCGCACAUGACAAGCUAGAUGUGCUAGCCAAAAAGGGCAUGGAUGCCCGAGUCGAGAUGUAUUCCUGUUUUGGAGACUCCUUUCACAAUACGAACCCGGUCCUGGUGAGGCAGUCGGUCGACGUGAAUGUGAUAGAGUUGUUGCAGGAGAAGAACGUCACGGAUGUUUUUGUGGUUGGCUUGGCGGGCGAUUAUUGCGUCAAGUAUACGGCGCUGGAUGCCGUGAGGGCUGGGUUCAAGAGCUGGGUUGUUGAGGAUGCUACCAAGUGUGUUGACUCGCGAGAGGGUUGGGGCCAGUCUCUGCUCGAGUUUAAGAAGCUUGGGGUGACGGUGGUUCGAAGCGAUGGUGCUGAGCUGGCCAGUCUCAGAGCGUGA
Messenger RNA from Talaromyces rugulosus, 1872 nucleotides. RefSeq lists its product as uncharacterized. The transcript has 4 exons. The coding region runs from base 1 to 1872 and encodes 623 amino acids. NCBI's taxonomy places the organism in Eukaryota, Fungi, Ascomycota, Eurotiomycetes, Eurotiales, Trichocomaceae. Gene Ontology annotation, molecular function: RNA polymerase II CTD heptapeptide repeat phosphatase activity. Gene Ontology annotation, cellular component: mRNA cleavage and polyadenylation specificity factor complex; nucleus. The record is from RefSeq and is a predicted model, not a curated record. Gene Ontology annotation, biological process: termination of RNA polymerase II transcription.